Messenger RNA from Melopsittacus undulatus (budgerigar), 1179 nucleotides. RefSeq names its product aryl-hydrocarbon-interacting protein-like 1. NCBI's taxonomy places the organism in Eukaryota, Metazoa, Chordata, Aves, Psittaciformes, Psittaculidae. Gene Ontology annotation, molecular function: peptidyl-prolyl cis-trans isomerase activity; protein binding. The record is from RefSeq and is a predicted model, not a curated record. The coding region runs from base 1 to 1179 and encodes 392 amino acids. The transcript is spliced from 7 exons.
AUGGAGGAAACCUACCUGCUGAACGUGGAAGGGGUCAGGAAGAAGAUUCUUCAUGGAGGCCAAGGGGAGCUGCCAAAGCUGCAGGAUGGGAGCAAGAUCACCUUCCACUUCCAGACCCUGAAGGAUGACUUUGAGCGGACGGUCAUCGAUGACAGCCGGGAAGCUGGUAUCCCCAUGGAGAUCAUCGUGGGCAAGAUGUUCAAGCUGGAGAUCUGGGAGACGCUGCUCAGCUCCAUGAGAACAGGGGAAGUGGCCGAGUUCUGGUGCGAUGCCAUUCACACAGGGAUGUAUGCCCUGGUCUCCAGGGGCAUGCGGAGGAUCGCCGAGGGCCGGGACCCCCUGGAAGGGCAGAAGCACCGCUGUGGCAUGGGCAACAUGUUUGACUACCAUAGCACGGGCUACGAUGACCUGGAUGAGCUGCAGCGGACACCACAGCCCCUCAUCUUCAUCAUGGAGCUGUUCCGGGUAGAGGAGCCCUCGGCUUACAAACGGGACACGUGGGCCAUGAGCAAGGAGGAGAAGCUGGCGGCAGUGCCCGUACUGCACAGCGAGGGCAACCGCCUCGUGCUCCGCAAGCAGUUCGCACAGGCAGCAGCCAAGUACCAGGAGGCUGUUAUCUGCCUGAGGAACCUGCAGGCCAAGGAGAAGCCAUGGGAGGAGGGCUGGCUGAAGCUGGAGAGGUUGGUCACACCACUGGUGCUCAACUACUGCCAGUGCCAGCUGGAGCUGGGCGAGUACUACGAGGUGCUGGAGCACACAACAGAGCUCCUGCAGAAACACAAAGACAAUGCCAAGGCCUAUUUCAAGCGGGCGAAGGCUCAUGCUGCUGUGUGGAACGAGCGGGAGGCGCGGGAGGACUUCCUGCGGGUGGCUCAUCUCGACCCCUCCAUGGCUGCUGCUGUGAAGAAGGAGCUGAAGCAGCUCGGGGAGAGGAUGAGGAAGAAGCACGUGGAGGAUCGGAAGCGUUACCAAGGGCUCUUCCAGACACCCCGGGGGCCACAGGACAGCAAGGGGCAGGGGAACGGGGAGGUGCUGCAGGAAGGGGCACCCCAUGGAGAUCCAGCCCGGUCUCACAGGCUGGAAUACCGUCCUUCACUGCAGCCGAACACACAGCAUGCUUACAGCCAGCCUAGCGUCAAUGCCACCACUACUGCAUGGCUGCUGCCCACCUGGGUGUGA